Brienomyrus brachyistius is the source of this 2238-nucleotide messenger RNA. RefSeq names its product 2',3'-cyclic-nucleotide 3'-phosphodiesterase-like. The record is from RefSeq and is a predicted model, not a curated record. NCBI's taxonomy places the organism in Eukaryota, Metazoa, Chordata, Actinopteri, Osteoglossiformes, Mormyridae. Gene Ontology annotation, biological process: cyclic nucleotide catabolic process. Gene Ontology annotation, molecular function: 2',3'-cyclic-nucleotide 3'-phosphodiesterase activity. Gene Ontology annotation, cellular component: cytoplasm; membrane. Bases 250 to 1725 code for a protein of 491 amino acids. The transcript is spliced from 4 exons.
GAGUCGGUGGACCCUAUAAUGAGGCGAGACUUGAAUAACGAGUGGAAAGGCAGAGGGUGACUGGUAGGGUGCUGGUUCCUGACAGACCUGCCUACUUGAGCCCAGUAGGCGGACAGAAGCGCGUCGGUACUUUACUAGCUUGACGCCGGUAGUGGUGGGACACGUCUGCUGAAGCUAUCUACAAUCCCUGCAACUGAACCUUCUCCAGAAGUGCCUUUUUUCCCAAUCUGCUACACAGAAAAAAAUAAGAUGGAGCAGCAGUCAGACCAGGCACAUCCCAAUUGCACAGAGACGAUCCAAACUCUGGCCGAAGUGGAAAAACCAGAAGUGGAAUUAGAGGAGCAAGUGCCGGUAGGAGAGGAAGACAAGGGGCCACAGGAAGUGACUUCCAGUGAGCAGCUGGAUGAGGGGCAAAAGGAUGAAGCGCAGAAAAUGGGAAAUGUGGACGUGAUACCUGAGAAAAACAAAGAACAGGAGGCACCUGAACAGUCAAAUGAUGUGGGAAAGGGAGAAGAGGUGAUGGCAGAAUCCGUGAUCCCGGAAACCAAACCUGAGGAGGACGAUCCUCCUGUUGCUGCUGGCUCGCUUGCAUUUGCUUUUCUGCAGGAUGAGCAGACUAAGGGAGUCCUGCGCGAGUCCCGCACCCUUUUCAUUCUUCGGGGUCUUCCUGGAAGUGGCAAGACCCAUCUCGCCACUGCCAUUAAGGAUGUUUAUGAGGGUGUCUGUUCUGUCGUCAGUGCUGAGGAAAUUGCGAAGCCUGAGAACGAUGCAUCAGGAGAGGGGCACAAGGCCCUGGAUGAAGCCAUCCAAGCGAGGUUCAUGUCUGGCACACCAGUGGUGGUGGUUGAUGAUGCUAAUCACACGCAUGAUAGGUUAGCCUGGCUAGGUCAACAUGCAGGGCUGCACCUGUACUGUACUCUGUUCCUGGAACCUCUGACUGAGUGGCGUAGAGACCCUGAGAGACUAGUCCAGAAGAGUAAGCAGGGACUGGAGAAAGAUGAGAUCCAAGCUUUAAAAAUCAUGCUUGAGGAGACUUCUAUACCCCUUUUCUUUGGCUGGUUUCUGGUAUUGAAAUCCCAGGAACGCAUGAAUACAAUGAAGGUUGACUUUCUCAAGACCUUGGUCAGCUUGGAUGCCUUCAAGAAUCAUGCUAGUGACUAUAAUGGGGGAGUUGAGAAGGAGGUUAACCUGGAGGAGUACUUUCACCAUGAAGGGGUGUUUCAUUGUACUACGAAGUUCUGUGACUACGGGAAAGCUGAAGGAGCCAAGGAAUAUGCAGAGAAGCAGUCUGUGAAGGAGUCCUACGGCCGCGUAUCAGAGCUGGUACUGAACACCCUCUUUGUCACUCCUCGUACUCUCGGCGCCAGGGUGUCCCUUGCAGAAGAUCAGCUGCAGCUGUGGCCCAGCGACACCGACCAAGAUGCCAGGUCUGGCAUAGACAUUGCCCGGGGCAGUCAUGCCCACAUCACGUUGGGCUGCGCUGAGGGCGUGGAGCCGGUGCAAACAGGCCUAGACCUGCUGGAGUUGGUUCAGGUGGAGCAGGAGAGCCACACUGGAGAUGUUGUGCAGGACCUGGAGCUUGGCUCGCUCACCUAUUAUGGCAAAGGCAUGUGGGCCCUGAGCUUGCGUGAGCCCUUCCUGGCUACUGCUUGCUUCUCUAGCUACUAUGGCCACUGGGAGGAGAAGGAGACCGAGAAGAAGAGAUCUAAGUGCACAGUUCACUGAAGCAGUGAUUUACUCGGGGUUUCACCUUUGCAGUAACCAUGGUGGCUAAGCUGGCCCUAAAACCAUUCUGAACCCCACACUCAUCCAUCUUGUGCUCUGUCCCGCUUGUGUGCUUGAGGUUAACUGGAGGUGCUUCCAUCAAAGCUUUCCAUGAAAAUGUGGAAGUCUUGCUUCUAUUGAAACCGUUGCAUGCUGGUUGAAUUGCAAAACUGCAUUGUUGAAACAUAAUGUGACUUUUUUUUUUUUUGCACUGGUGGUGGUGGUUCUGGGCAAUGCAUCAGUUUAGUGGCGUGAUGGCAGAGCACUAUACUCACAGGGCAAGAGGAAGGGGUUUUGCUGCUUUUGAAGUUCUAGUGCGUUUCAAGCGUUAGAUGACUGUUCCACUUGACCGUGCCUUUAAAUCUGCAUAUUUUAUGCUUUCACUUUCAAUGACCCACUCUAGUGCAGCACUUAAGCUAUUUAUUGUUGCAUAUAUCAAUUUUUGUACUUCAAAUAAAAUCUGACUGGCUAUGA